Colletotrichum navitas is the source of this 604-nucleotide messenger RNA. RefSeq lists its product as uncharacterized. The record is from RefSeq and is a predicted model, not a curated record. The transcript has a single exon. The coding region runs from base 158 to 328 and encodes 56 amino acids. Gene Ontology annotation, molecular function: hydrolase activity, hydrolyzing N-glycosyl compounds. NCBI's taxonomy places the organism in Eukaryota, Fungi, Ascomycota, Sordariomycetes, Glomerellales, Glomerellaceae.
AAACCAUGGGUCUUCAUCUUGACAGACAUCACCAACGAGCCCGAUGAUGCGGAAUCGUUUUGUAGAUAUCUCACGUACGCCAACCAUUUCCGCACUGAAGGCAUAGUCACCGUCACGUCGACGUGGUUCGGGAACAAAGUUGCUCCUCGGACGGCUCAUGGCGCGCAACAACGAUCCGCUCUGGGUUCUAUUGUCGGGGGGCGUCAACGUUCUUGCACAGGUCCUUGAAAAAACCAGAAAUCGGCCAGACGCCGCGAAACUGCGCGAAAAGCUUCGCGUCUAUACGAUUUCGGAUCAGGACGACUGCGGGAGCUGGAUUCGCCAAUAGUGGCCCGACAUAUUCUACAUCUGUUCCAUUCACGGCUGGAAUCAAUGCCAAUGCGCGGCUCAACUGGUACCAAUACCGCGAGCCCAGCUCGCUGCAGACGUAUAACGGCCUAGAGAUGUCCAAUAUCGAGAUCAAGCCACUCAACGAUGAUCGCAGCAAAGCUGAGGUACUAGUUGCUCCUGCAGACAAGUCUUGUAUCGUGGCCAGGGAGAAGAUUCCUCUUGAACGAGCCCCCCCCCUCUCCACUUGAUUCUUGAGGUCAAGGACAACGGCACG